This is a messenger RNA of Pisolithus orientalis, 1321 nucleotides long. Its product is annotated as histidine phosphatase superfamily. Bases 58 to 936 code for a protein of 292 amino acids. Lineage: Eukaryota; Fungi; Basidiomycota; Agaricomycetes; Boletales; Pisolithaceae. Gene Ontology annotation, biological process: positive regulation of DNA repair; fructose 2,6-bisphosphate metabolic process; regulation of pentose-phosphate shunt. Gene Ontology annotation, molecular function: fructose-2,6-bisphosphate 2-phosphatase activity. The record is from RefSeq and is a predicted model, not a curated record. The transcript has 9 exons. Gene Ontology annotation, cellular component: cytosol.
CUGAUAUGGCUUAUUGGGUCUUCAAGCUUCACAGCUGAGGCAGCUAACUAAAUACCUAUGAUUACCGUCACGUUCGUUAGGCAUGGAGAGUCGAUGGACAACUUGCGCUCGGUGUGGGCUGGUUGGUCAGACUCUCCACUGAGCAAUCACGGAAUGAACCAAGCCAGAGCGCUCGGAGAGUCAUUCACCGAUACCCGUCUGACUACAAUCUACACUUCCCCUCUGAAGCGAGCACACAUGACAGCGACAGCUUUGCGUGACGCCCAACCUGAACCAAAGCCCAUGAUUAUUAUCUCCCCUCUCCUGAAAGAGCAACAUUUUGGUGCUGCAGAGGGUAGUCCUUGGUUAAUUCGACAAGAUCCCAGUAGAACGCUAGAGGAACACUUUGCAGAUGGCAGAUACCCUGUGCUAUACGAGCGGACUCAGAAGUUCCCAGGCGGGGAGAGUUUGGACGACCUCGCCGCGCGUGCAGAUGAGGCUGUUCGUCAGCUCCUCCUUCACCACAUCUUGCAGGCAGCCAGAAUUGGAUCCCAAGACGAUCACAUAGCUCUAGUAAGCCAUGGGCUCUGUAUCAGUGAAAUGGUAGCUGCUCUCGUCAAGCAAAACCACGAAGGGACUCCAGAUACAAGUUAUCGCGGAUUGAGGAACACAGCUUGGGCGCGGGUGACAGUACAGGUCAAGGGUGAACGCGCUGGAGAAGUGGUGUGUAUUGAUGAAGAUGACCCUCCCUUACUGGUCAAGGUCACGGAUUUCAACCGUCACGAGCACAUCAGCUCCGUAAAACGCCAGAAAGGGGGAAUCGGUAGCUCAGCCUACGACCCAAAACAGCAAAAAAUUCGCGACUUCUUCGGGGGAAAGGCAGUUAAAGAUCCUGUCGAAGCUCUUGAGCGUAGUGAAAGCAAUGCUGAGGAUGAAGUCACGCUAGAGAGGAACUAAUUUUACCAACGACUGUACCCCUCGUGACUGGGUGCCGAUACAUCUCCAAGAAUUUUCCGCAGUUCAGAACGUCGAUUACAGCAUUCGAAAUGUACCUCUAGUCUAGUGAAUCUGUUCAAUUUCCGUACGGCAGUAACUUCUUCAAGAUAGACGAUUGUGUAUUGCUGGAGUAUGCAGUCUCUCCAAGGUGAUUUUUACGCCCAGGUCUUUUCGUGACAUUCAAGUGAGCGUGUCCAGUACUCACUCUCUUGAACUUCCCAUUAGCGAUGGCACGCCAUCUUUUCUUCGCCCCGCUAUGCGACUUGAGCUUUGGGAAAUUUGAGACAGCUGUAGUCGAAAAUGAACGCGCCGUUAACAGUAGUUGCUGCAGGAACAUCGCUGAAGA